Messenger RNA from Entelurus aequoreus (snake pipefish), 2660 nucleotides. It is a transcript of the gene minar1, whose product is annotated as membrane integral NOTCH2 associated receptor 1. The record is from RefSeq and is a predicted model, not a curated record. The coding region runs from base 144 to 2378 and encodes 744 amino acids. Gene Ontology annotation, cellular component: plasma membrane. Gene Ontology annotation, biological process: negative regulation of TOR signaling; negative regulation of cell population proliferation. Lineage: Eukaryota; Metazoa; Chordata; Actinopteri; Syngnathiformes; Syngnathidae. The transcript is spliced from 4 exons.
AUCGCAGCAUGUGGUCCUCGUGGGAGGUCUUCUCCUAGCUGCUUCCGAGGCGGAUCCACGCUCGGCGCGUGAACGCGCAUGGAGGCAGGCGUGCACUGAAGUCUUUUCUCUCCCUCCUCUCGGGUUCCCGCUGAGCAUCCACAAUGGAGGCCGGGCCAGAGCAGUUCCUGAGCAGGAUCCUGGAGGACCUGGACGCCCAGCGCGCCAACAUGUCCGACCAGGAGCUGUGCACGUCGCUGUGCACGCGCAUGGACCUGGUGCACCUGGCCAAGCUGCGCGCGCACCUCCACCGCGCGGCCAGCGUGGACCCGGACUUUCCCGCCACGCUCUUCCGGGACAAGAUGCGCGGCCCCGCCGAGGACGCGCAGUCCAAGCGGCGCGCGCUGGCGGCGGACAUCGUCACCAUGCUCCACCUGAUCCGCGCGCGCGGCGGGGGCGUGGCGUCGGCCGCCGCGCACGGAGUCAAGCGGCAGGUGCACGCGGAGGCCAGGCGCGCGCGUCACCACUACGAGCCCCCCGCCGCGCACCUCACUAACUCCCCCCGCCCGGAAGUGCACCGGACCUUCCUUCCAGCCUCCGAGCCCAACUUCCUGUUGGGAGUUGGCGGAGGCCACAGGGGGUGCCGAGCCUCCUCCUUGGACAAACUGCACCACCUGCCCCAGUACUCCCCCUCGCCUCCUUGCCGGCGAGUGCACGCUCCGCCUCCGCCUCCGCCUCCGCCGCCACCGCGCACGUGCAUGCAGAAGCGGAACAUCUUCAAGGAGGACUUCCACAAGAUGGCCUCCUUCGGCCCACAGGUCGCCGCGGCCGAGCGCGAGCAGGACGUCAGGAGGGCGCAGCCGCACCGCCACGUGCCCGCCCCUUUUUUCAACCGCAGCUUCGAGGUGGCGUACAGCAAGCCCUACUGCCCGCCCCCCUUCGGCGCCAACCUGCAGGAGGGCCGGCGGGUCAAGCACGAGAGCCUGGACGACCUCCAGGCGUCUACGUACUUCGGGCCGACCACCGUGUCCGAGUGCGUGAGCGGCAGGAAGCCGGGUCGCCAAGGCGGGAAGCAGGGGGCGUGGCCAGUGAAGAGCCUGAGCCUCAACGUGGAGGAGGGGCCUCACGGGCAAAAGCAGGCCAAUUUCCAUCGCCACGCCAGCGUCGUCGGCGCCAACGAGACUCGCUUCCAGAGCCCCAAGCGACCGGCGGCGUAUUCCGGCGGCCUCGCCAGCGAUGCUGUGAAAACCAAGGAAGCCGCCGUGAUGGACAGGAAAGAGUCGGCCAAGAGGAUGUGGGACAAACGCAUCAACGGUCCGUCUUUUUAUGCGGCGGACGGCUCGGCGUGCAUCGGGACGCAAACGGAACACCCGAGAAAGGCGCCGCCGCGCGCCUUCAAGCACGCCGACGAGGAUUCGGAAAUGAUCCGCGACGACAUCAGCGACAUCUUCCGCUUCCUGGACGAGAUGAGCGUGUGCGACUCGCUGGGCGUGGUCCAGUCGUCGUGCUACGACAGCGCCGCCUCGCUGAGGUCGGAGGGCGACAGCUCGCCCGAGCGCAACACGGUCAAGCUGGCCAAGUCGCAGCUGGACCGCCUCCUGCGCUCGCUGGACAACACGGACGACGAGCUCAAGUCCAGCGUGUGCAAGCUGGUGGCGAGGAUCGGCGAGAUCGAGAGGAAGCUGGAGUCGCUGUCGGGCGUGCGCGGCGAGAUCUCGCAGGUCCUCUCCAAACUCAACAAGCUGGACCAGAAGAUCCAGGAGCCGGACGCCGCGCCCGCCUCCUCCCCGCCGGACGCCUCGCCGCGCGUCUUCCGCUGCCACACCCUCAACGUGGACGGCGACGCGAGGCCGGCGUCCCUGCGGAAGAACGCCUUCGCCAGGAUGUCGUCGCACUCGCUGGACGACGACUCCAAUGUGGUGGACGUCUCGCCGCGGGACUGGCGGACGCUGUCGUACUCGUGCCACCCCGACGCCGUCGACAAGGAGCGGGCCUGCCGUGCCAAAGAGGUGGACCAAUACGACUUCCCCGGGAUCAUCCGCCCCCUCAAGGGGACGAGGGAGUCCUACCUGUCGGAGCACCACCUGAGGCCGGCGGUCCCCGCCCACGCCAAAGGAAGUCCUCUGUAUUCGGGGCCGAGGCUCGGCGGGCCGUCCUGGACCGUGGAGGACUACAAACACAACUCAGGAGACGCUUUGGACCCGCAGGCGGAGUCGCUGAACCCGAACAAGCUGGAGUUCUGGAUGGAGGACGUGUACACGCCGGGCUACGACUCGCUGCUCAAGAGGCGGGAGGCGGAGUUCCGCAGGGCCAAGGCGUGCAAGAUCGGCGCUCUCAUCGCCGCCACCUUCAGCGUCAUCCUGGUCAUCGUGGUGCCCAUCUGCACCAUGAAGACGUAGCGUGGCGGGACAGGGAAACAGGAAGUAGCACAGCUGGCAAUUAGUCGUAGCCCGUGAACCCCCCCCGUUCUGAUCCUGGACUUGACCUCGGACCAGGGCAAACCGCACGAAUGUAUUAAUCACCUGGCCAGAGUCUGGAAUGUUCUUUGUCUGAUAGCAGAAUGUGUCUGUCUUCUGAUGGACCUGUCCAGGUUCUGAAUGUCAUAUUUACCUUCUGGAAUGUUCUCUGACUGGACUUCCUGUGACGGAAUGUUCCACAAUAAACUUCCUGUUGUGUCUUGG